AUGACAAAACAACGCAAAAUAAAUAUUAGUCUUAUAUCACCAGGUGUGCUUGUUGAAAAAUACCAUUAUAGUUCAUAUUCUCGCUAUUGGUGGCAACCUUUACCUAAUUCUGAGGAAAUUACAACUUAUUUUCCUAUUCAA
Funneliformis mosseae is the source of this 141-nucleotide messenger RNA. Lineage: Eukaryota; Fungi; Glomeromycota; Glomeromycetes; Glomerales; Glomeraceae. The record is from the annotation of a GenBank genome assembly.